AUGGAACCCAUAAGUAACCUAAGGGAUACUCGUAAAAAUCCUUGCAUUGUCAUAGGAGACUUAAAUUCAUCUUACACAGGGAUGAAAAAGAAGGAGGCAAUCAGCAUGUCUUAUAUUGGUAAUCCUUUCACUUGGACAAAUAUAAUAGAUGGAAAUGAUCUCAUUCUUGAAAGGAUAGAUAGAGCCCUCACCUGUUAUGAAUGGAUCAACAUUUAUAAUAAUGCUGCCCUUUAUCAUCUUACUGAUGUAGGAAGUGACCACUGUCCUGUUAUGCUUCUCACAAACAAUUAUUUCAUUGUCUUAGAAAUACUAAGUAUGGGCUUAGGCACUGAAGUUAUCACCAAUUUUGGAAAUAUAGGUACUCAAAUAUCAAAUUUGGAAGCUCAACUUUCUGAUCUUACUGGAAAUAGUAAUAUACAUAAUAACAACAGGGUAAAUGAGCUAACCCAAAAGCUCAAAUAUUGGUAUGAUAUUGAAGAUGAUUUUUGGAGACAAAAAGGUAAAGAAUAUUUCUUGCUUAAUGAUGAUAGAAACACUGCUUAA
Messenger RNA from Papaver somniferum (opium poppy), 543 nucleotides. RefSeq lists its product as uncharacterized. The record is from RefSeq and is a predicted model, not a curated record. Bases 1 to 543 code for a protein of 180 amino acids. The transcript is spliced from 3 exons. Lineage: Eukaryota; Viridiplantae; Streptophyta; Magnoliopsida; Ranunculales; Papaveraceae.